Diversispora eburnea is the source of this 154-nucleotide messenger RNA. The record is from the annotation of a GenBank genome assembly. NCBI's taxonomy places the organism in Eukaryota, Fungi, Glomeromycota, Glomeromycetes, Diversisporales, Diversisporaceae.
UUUACUGAUCAUUUAUCUGAAUGGAUGGAAAUACUUGAAACAGAAAGAGAAAAUUCAAAAUUUUUGAAAAAUGAGAUUGAAAAUAUUGAUCAUCCAACAAUAAAUAUUCAAGCUAAAUGGAAUUUAGAUAUUAUAUUCAAAGAUAAUUUACCUU